GGGUUCAAACAAUUCUCCUGCCUUGGCCUUCUGGGUAGCUGGGGUUACAAGGCAUGUGCCAUUACACCUGUCUGUUGUAUUUUUCUAGUAGAGAUGGGGUUUUACCAUGUUGGUCAGGCUGGUCUCGAACUCCGGACCUCAAGUGAUCCACCUGCCUCGGCCUCCCAAAGUGCUGGGAUUACAAGUAUGAGCCACUAUGCCCAGCUGGAAAAAGACAGAUCUAAGCAGCUUGGGUAACUAUAAAUGGAAGCAGUAGGGGGGUUUGAGACCCCUGCUUGGGGGCUUUCUGGCCUAAUAUACCAGAGCUUAGCAAACUUUUUAAAUAAAGAGCCAGAUAGUAAAUAUUUUCAGCUUUGCAGGCCAUACUGUCACAGCUACUCAAUUCUGCAGUUGCAGUGCAAAAGCAGCCACAGACAAUAUGCAGAUGAGUGUGGCUGUGUUUAAAUAAAACUUAUUCGUGAGCACUGAAAUAGGAAUUUCAUAUAAUUUUCCUAUGUCACACAAGCUUCUUUAAAAAGUUUUCAUUAUAAAAAUGUAAACAAACAUUAUUAGCUUGGGGGAAGGGGAGAAGCAUGGAAAAAAAUCAGACAGCUGGGCAAAUUUGGCCCAUGGUUUGCCCAUCCCAGCUUUAGACAGAUUUCCAGGUAAGAGCAAAUGGGCCAGGAGUGGACUGUAGGGCUUGGUUCAGUGAAAGUCUCUCUAUCCAUGGCUGCAAGUAUCUGAAUUUUCAAACACCUUUCACAUUUCAGUCUCAGCUGAGAUAAAUUAGAGGGAAAAGACACCUCAGGCAAAGAUAGAAAAGAGACUUAUUUAAUAAUUAAUGGUUUUUGAUUUAUUACUUAUAAUUUUAUAAAUUAAUUUACUAAUUUACAAAUAACUUUCUGAGCUCUUACAUGUGCAGGCACUGUGCUAGGCCUGUUACAAACUCUGGAGAACUGAGUUUUCCCCGUAUACAGAUGCAGAUACCGAGACCCUUUGGGGUCGGGUGACAGCUCAGAUCCCACAGCUACUAGGGCACAGGCAGGAACGAAGCCCCGGGGUCUUUUGAUGGUAGCUGAGCCGCACCCAGACACCCAUGCAUGUCUGCCAGCACUCCGUACUGGCUGGGAAACACUCCCUGAAUCCAAAGGUGUCGGUUUAGUCAGUUACGAGCCAGUGGUCCUCAAGUGUCCCCACCUGUAGGAUGCGGGCGCCCUGCUCCAGUGCUGCAGCCUCGCGACCCCCUGGAGGGUGGGGGAUGGUAGCUCAGGCGAGUCUUCCGGCCGCCCCAGGGAGGGAGGAAAUGAGCCGGCGGCAGAGGCGGGUUUUCGGCGGGGCCAACCCACGGUGCGGGGAGCGCGGCCAUGGAGCUUCUGCUGUCGGUGCUGCGUGUACUGCUGGGCGGCUUCUUCGCGCUCGUGGGGUUGGCCAAGCUCUCGGAGGAGAUCUCGGCUCCAGUUUCGGAGCGGAUGAACGCUCUGUUCGUGCAGUUUGCUGAGGUGUUCCCGCUGAAGGUAUUUGGCUACCAGCCAGAUCCCCUGAACUACCAAAUAGCUGUGGGCUUUCUGGAACUGCUGGCUGGGCUGCUGCUGGCCGCGGGCCCACCGAUGCUGCAAGAGAUCAGUAACUUGUUCUUGAUCCUGCUCAUGAUGGGGGCUAUCUUCACCUUGGCAGCUCUAAAAGAGUCACUAAGCACCUGUAUCCCGGCCAUCGUCUGCCUGGGGUUCCUGCUGCUGCUGAAUGUUGGCCAGCUCUUAGCCCAGACUAAGAAGGUGGUCAGACCCACUAGGAAGAAGACUCUAAGUACAUUCAAGGAAUCCUGGAAGUAGAGCAUCUCUGCCUGUUUAUGCCGUGCAGCUGUCACAGCAGAAAUAUGGUAGAACACAGAGUCUGUCAUCUUGUUGCAAGUAUAAUAUCCAGGGUCAGCCAGUGUUGAAAGAGACAUUUUACCUACCUGGCCCUACUUUCUCUUUUUAGCUUUACUACUCUUUUGUGAGGAGUACAUGUUAUGCAUAUUAACAUUCCUCAUGUCAUACGAAAAUACAAAAUAAGCAGAAAAGAAAUUUAAAUCAACCAAAAUUCUGAUGCCCCAAAUAACCACUUUUAAUGCCUUGGUGUUAGUAUACCUCUGAACUUUUUUCUGUGCCUUUAAGCAGAUACAUAUUUUUUUAAAUGAAAAUAAAACCAUAUAUCCUAUUUUAUUCCCUCCUUUUAAAACCUUAUAAACUAUAACACUGUU
This is a messenger RNA of Cercocebus atys (sooty mangabey), 2218 nucleotides long. RefSeq names its product ZMYM6 neighbor (gene TMEM35B). The transcript is spliced from 3 exons. The record is from RefSeq and is a predicted model, not a curated record. Lineage: Eukaryota; Metazoa; Chordata; Mammalia; Primates; Cercopithecidae. Bases 1344 to 1808 code for a protein of 154 amino acids.